Aegilops tauschii subsp. strangulata is the source of this 1133-nucleotide messenger RNA. NCBI's taxonomy places the organism in Eukaryota, Viridiplantae, Streptophyta, Magnoliopsida, Poales, Poaceae. The record is from RefSeq and is a predicted model, not a curated record.
GUGCCAUCUCCCCCCACACGCUCCACCUCCACUUCCCAUUUCCCGCCGCCUCCUUUCCUAAAAAUCUACACAAAGAUUCGUAGCAAAACUCCCAAAUCCCCCACCUCCCGUUUCCCCACCCCAAUCCCCUCCAAGAAACCCUCGCCCCCCUCGCCUCGCCGCCAUGGGCAGCGCCGCCUCGCCGCCGCGGGCCCUCGACGCGGCGACGCAGGAGGACCUCAAGCGCGUCUCCGCGCACCGCGCCGUCGACAUGGUGGAGUCCGGCAUGACGCUGGGGCUCGGCACCGGCUCCACGGCCGCGCACGCGCUCGACCGCCUCGGCGACCUCCUCCGCACCGGCGCGCUGCGCGCGGUCGCCGGGGUGCCCACCUCCCUCAAGACGGAGGCGCACGCCGCGCGCGUCGGGAUCCCCAUGCUCGCGCUCGCCGACGCCGCCGAGAUCCACCUCUCCAUCGACGGCGCCGACGAGGUCGACCCGGACCUCAACCUCGUCAAGGGCCGCGGCGGCUCGCUCCUCCGCGAGAAGAUGAUCGAGGGCGCCGGCGCCCGCUUCGUCGUCAUCGUCGACGAGUCCAAGCUCGUCCCCCGCCUCGGCUGCACGGGCGCCGUGCCCGUCGAGGUCGUCCCCUUCGGCAGCGCCUACACGCUCGGCCUCAUCCGCAAGGUGUUCGACAAAUUGCCGGGCUUCCACGCCAGGCUCAGGACCGUCAAGUCCAAGGCCAGCGACCGCCAGGAGGAGCUCUUUCUCACCGACAACGGCAACCACAUCGUCGAGAUGUUCUUCGAGGACGGCAUACACGGCAACCUGCGCGACAUCAGCGACAGCCUGCUGCGCAUCACGGGCGUCGUCGAGCACGGCAUGUUCCUCGGCAUGGCCACCAAGGUGAUUGUCGCCAAGAAGGACGGCACCGUGGCGGUCCUCAGCAAGAAGUAGCCGCCUGGGGAAGAGUCUGCAGAGGAGAUGACAAUAAGCCAAGAUUGAAGCUGUUCUUGCUCCUGCGGUGAACUUGCUCUACGUUACUGUUACAGCGUUUCCUCCUAUUCAUGGGUAAUGCGAUGGUGCCCAGCUUAAUGUGGUGAAGCUAAUAAAUUUUGGACUUCGCUCCAUAAUGUUAUCAAGUCAGUUUUGUUCA